AUGGCAACCCUCAACAGCACUCACUGGAAUGAGACUACUACAUCCAUUUCCCAGUAUCUGGGCUUCCAAGUGCAAAAAAUUUACCCUUUCCAUGACAACUGGAACACUGCCUGCUUUGUUAUCCUGAUCAUAUUCAUCUUCACUGUAGUUUCUCUGGUGGUGCUGGCUUUCCUGUAUGAGCUGCUGGACUGCUGCUGCUGCGUGAAAAACAAAACUGUCAAAGACUUGGAGAACGAGCCCAAUCCCGUCAGAGCAAUGAUGAACAGCUUCAGGAAGCGUGAAAUGGAGGUGGUGUAG
Pseudopodoces humilis (Tibetan ground-tit) is the source of this 297-nucleotide messenger RNA. NCBI's taxonomy places the organism in Eukaryota, Metazoa, Chordata, Aves, Passeriformes, Paridae. The record is from RefSeq and is a predicted model, not a curated record.